ACCUUCCAUUUUGAUUUAUGUAUUAAACAUCCUUUAAAAAAUAAUAAUAUACUAAAACAAGAAAAAUAACCACAUCCACUAGCACACAGUGGUCUCUGUCAUGCACAAGGGCCAUGGGUCACAAGUCUUGCCAGUUGAUAAUUUCCGCAGCUCUAUUUUCCCUACCGUUGCUGCUGCUGUCACCGGAGCCAUUGCUGCUGCUGCUGGACCAUAUGCUGCUGCCACCACUGGACCCAUCUGCUGCUACUACUGCUGUUCAGCCAAAGCCAUCUGCUCUACUGCUGCUACCGGCUGCCACCACCGGACCCAUCUGUUGCUGUUGCUGCUGAACAGCCAUCUGCUCUGCUGCUGCUGCAAGAGCCAUCUGCUGUUGCUGCCAAACCCAUCUGCUGCUGUUUCCGGAUCCAUCCGCUGCUACAGCAGCUGCUGCUACAGCCACCAAAGCCUGUUGCUGCUGCUACCGCCACCGAAGCCUACUGCUGCUGCUACUACCGCCACCGGAGCCUGUUGCUGCUGUUGCUGCUAUCGCCAUCGAAGCCUGCUGCUGCUGUUGCUACCGCCACCGGAGCCUGUUGCUGCUGCUGCUACCACCACUGGAGCCUGCUGCUGCUACCGCCAUCGGAGUCUGCUGCUGCUGCUGCUGCCGCCGCCGCCGAACAGCCUAAGCCAUUUGCUUUGCUACUGUUGCUUUGAUGUUAAUUGGUGGGGAAUGGGGAUCCCCGCGAGGAUCCCCGUUUCUCGCGGGGAACAGGUACGGGGACUAUGGAUGGUCUUGUUACUGGUGGAAUCUUGUUCGGGUACAGAUGCUAAACAUACCGAAGGAAGAAAGCUAGCUGCAGAAAGACCGGGAUACAAUGUUAGCAUAAUUGAGUGGACUAAUCCUUUGAUUGGAAGAGUGGAUAUCCGGAGCAUCACUGAUCCAAAGUUACAAGGUGAAUUCAACAUCAAUGCAGCCUGGAAAGCAGUAGUGGAGAUAGCAAUGUCAUGUGUGUUGCCAAUUGGAAUCCAGAGGCUGGACAUGAGUCGUGCACUAUCAGAACUCAAGGAGUGUUUGGAUUUAGAAAUGGGUUCCAGAGAAACUCAAAGAACAACACAGAACCAGAAAUUCACUUGAAAUCAGUGUUACGCUUCCUAAAUAGUUCAAUAGACAAUGCUUCGCGAAAUUGUAAAUGUAAUUCCCCCUUGUUCUCUAAGCCUACGGAGUUUGUAUAAAAAUUAGUAAAAGAA
Messenger RNA from Rubroshorea leprosula, 1227 nucleotides. The record is from the annotation of a GenBank genome assembly. NCBI's taxonomy places the organism in Eukaryota, Viridiplantae, Streptophyta, Magnoliopsida, Malvales, Dipterocarpaceae.